Molecule: messenger RNA, 5166 nt
Organism: Vollenhovia emeryi
Lineage: Eukaryota; Metazoa; Arthropoda; Insecta; Hymenoptera; Formicidae
Exons: 1
Coding region: 1-5166 (1721 amino acids)
Biological process (GO): DNA integration
Molecular function (GO): nucleic acid binding
Source: RefSeq, a predicted model, not a curated record
AUGGCAAACGAGCAAGAUCUCGCGACUCUAAAAAGGCGGCGAGCGGUAUUACAGAGUUCGUGUACGCGCAUAAAGACGUUCGUUGAUUCGCUAGGCGCGGUCACCGUCACGCCUUCCAUAGCCGCGCAGCUCGAGGAGCGACGAGUAAAGUUAAACAAAAACAUGUCCGACUAUGAAUCGGUGCAAACAGAAAUCGAAUUAUUAGACGAGCGCGAAGAAAAUCAUCGCAUCAAUUUCGAGGAUGCUUUUUAUGCAUUAGCCGCGAAAAUGCGAGAACUCUUAAGGUCUCCAGCACCUUCAGUACCUCCGCCGCGUGAUACAACAAGAUCUCCUUCGAGUGAUCUCGAUUUGCCGCGAUCGUUAGCACAUGUAAGACUUCCGAAAUUGGAUCUUCCGACUUUUUCUGGCAAAUACGACGAAUGGUCUCCAUUCUUCGACGCCUUCCAAUCGAUCAUACACACAAAUGAGUCAAUUACCGCGGUACAAAAACUGCAAUACUUGAAAGGCUGUUUGAAGGAAGACGCGAGCACGGUCAUUAGAUCUUUGGAAAUUUCCGCGCUAAAUUAUGAGGUGGCCUGGAAUUUAUUGAAAGAAAGGUACGACCACAAGAGCGUUAUCGUGCAAACGCACAUUCGAGCGAUUAUGGAAUUGCCGUGUAUGAAUAAAGAGAAUUCCGCCGAAUUGCGUCAAAUUGCGGACGGCGCUAUGAGACACGUUCAUGCCCUUAAGGCUUUAGGGCGUCCAACAGCUCAUUGGGAUGAUCUUCUCAUAUACAUUUUGAGCAAUAAAUUAGAUGCGCGCACAUCUCGAGAAUGGCAAUCAUCGCUAAAUACGACCGAUUUACCUACGUUACAAACAUUCACACAAUUUAUUACGCGUCAAUGCCAGAUGCUAGAAGCUACUGGCAAAAUCACGCUCAAUUCAAAAAAUAACCCGCGUUCUCAGUCGAGUCGCCAAACCGCCUGUGUCGCUACGGUUAAUUCAAAAUGCGGUCAUUGCCACGGAGAACACUCCAUAUAUUAUUGUAAGGAGUUUUUAGCUCUCGCGAUUCCACAACGAAUUUCUGAGAUGCGUAAAAGGAAAAUUUGCGUCAAUUGUUUGCGCUCAACAACUCACGCAUCUAACAAAUGCCCUUCCGGUAAUUGCAAAAUAUGCAAGUCUAAGCAUAAUACCUUGCUGCAUCUCGCGGCAACCUCGUCAACCGAACACGCAGUCAGUGAUAAAGAAAAUCGCGAAACGUCUGACGCGGCAAGUUCAUCUAACGUUGUAGCAACGCACAGCUUAAACGCACGCAGCAAUCAAGGGGUAAUUCUUUCUACCGCGAUCACACAUGCGUAUAAUAGCACGGGCUCACUCGUACCCUGCCGCAUACUCCUAGACUGCGGAUCGCAAGCCAACUUCAUUUCGAAGAGUUAUUUAAAUGCUCUUGGUCUUCAGCCACGCUCAUUAAAUAUUUCAAUCACCGGUAUUAAUGAUACAGCAACCCAGGCUUCACAAAUGGCGCAAGUGCAAAUCAAAUCUCGAGUAGAUUCAUUCACCGCCACGGUAGAUUGCAUAGUCACAGACAGGAUAACGGACAAGUUGCCCGCCUACACUCUCAAGCGAAAGGAUUUUGAAAUUCCGCGAAACAUUAAAUUAGCCGAUCCCAAUUUCAACGUAUCAGCUAACGUGGAUAUCCUUAUAGGCGCGGAAAUGUUCUGGUCAAUAUUAUGCGUCGGUCAAAUAAAGGCCUCGGUCAACCAUCCGGUUUUACAAAAAACCAGAUUCGGAUGGAUACUAGCAGGACGCUUAAACGCGCCUUCACACAGAUCACAAGGCAUUCGAGCCUUUCACGCGACGAUAAGCAAUUCACAAUUGCACGAAGAAUUAGCGCGUUUUUGGCAACUCGAAACUAUUGGCAAUUCAAGACAUUAUACUAACGAAGAAUCUCGUUGCGAGGAGAGUUUCUUAGGCAAUUUUUCACGCGACUACCAGGGCAGAUAUAUUGUCAAACUCCCUUUCAAGGAUCAGCCGAGUGGCAGGCUCGGAGACUCCAAGGACACCGCAUUAAAACGUUUAUAUAAUCUCGAGAAACGAUUCAAACGUUAUCCAGAUCUCAAAGCUCAAUACGCACACUUUUUGCAUGAAUACCUAGCUCUCGGUCAUAUGAAACAAGUACACGAUUCGGCAGAUAGUUUAGGCGAAUCCUUCUAUCUCCCUCACCAUUGCGUAUUCAAGAGUACAUCACCAUCGUCUGGUAUUCGCGUGGUUUUUGACGCGUCCAGUAAAACUAGCAACGGCGUUUCCUUGAAUGAUAUUCUCCUGACAGGCCCGGUAAUCCAACAGGAUUUAAUGUCAAUUUUAAUGCGUUUCCGAACCUUCCGUUAUGUAUUUGUAGCCGAUAUUGUUAAAAUGUAUCGCCAAAUCGUUGUGGAGCCUUCGCACGCGCGGUAUCAAAGAAUCUUGUGGCGGGAGGAUCAAUCUUCCGAAGUGCAAACUUACGAACUCGCAACCGUCACAUAUGGUACCACCCCCGCUUCUUAUCUGGCAACCAGAUGCCUCAAACAUCUCGCAGAAUCAAAUCGCGAUACUUACCCAAUGGGCUCCGUAUGCGUGGAGCGCGAUUUUUACGUGGAUGACCUGCUCUCGGGAGCUGAUUCUCUCAGCGAGGCAAUUAGAGCGCGGGAUGAAACCAUCAGUUUAUUACGAUCAGGAUGCUUCGAACUCAGUAAAUGGGCAUCUAAUUCUCCGGAAUUAUUAAAAAAUAUACAUGAUCAAAACAAUAGUACGGUCAUAAUCAAUCGCGAAUCUGAUUCUCGAAUCCUAGGCAUGCAUUGGAAUCAAUCUCUAGACGAGUUUCAUUUUUCUUACAUUCCUGACCAGGAACAUAAAAUUCUAUCAAAACGUGUCAUACUUUCCGAAGUUUCGCGAUUGUUUGACCCGUUGGGCUUACUAGGCCCGGCCGUAGUCUUGUCAAAGCUUCUGUUGCAAGAUCUGUGGCAUUCGGGCAUACACUGGGACGAAUCUGUUUCCCCAGAGAUUAGCGAACGGUGGAAAAAACUUAAGUCUCAAUUUGAAGAUUUUAACCAAUUACAAAUUCCGCGUUGCGUCAAAUUUAGCGCGGAGCCAAGGUCAAUACAGAUGCACGGCUUUUGCGACGCGAGUCAACGGGCCUUCGGAGCAUGCGUUUACAUACGCACACAGAUAGGUCACGAAAAUUUUCGGUGCGAACUGCUCGUUUCAAGGUCUCGCGUUGCCCCGCUUAAGGCAGUCUCGUUGCCCCGAUUGGAGUUGUCGGCUGCUCUUUUAUUAGCUCAGCUAAUUGACAAAAUCAAGGAUUCAUUUACGUUAUCUAGCAUACAAAUAUUUCUCUGGUCUGACUCUACAAUAGCUCUAAACUGGAUAUCCUCGUCAUCUCGGAAAUGGGCGGUAUUUGUUGCCAAUAGAGUCGGCGAAAUCCAGCGUCUUACAAACGGCAAUUCUUGGCGUCAUGUCUCAUCGGCCAACAAUCCAGCAGACGUAUUGUCUCGGGGGCUACAUCCGCGUGAACUUCAGGAUUCUACGAUAUGGUGGAAUGGCCCAGCCUUUUUAAUGACGCGCGAGAAACUUUGGCCGAACAGCGAAUUUACUACUUUAAGUAACGAUAUUCCCGAAUCGAUCCGAACUACAGUACACAUCGCGACCGUUGAAAAUUCCGUAGUAGAGGAUCUGUUAACAAAACAUUCCAAUCUAAAUAAAAUAUGUCGCAUUUUGGCAUAUUGCCUAAGAUUCUUCAAGGCUAGAAGAUCCGAUCCGCUCACAGCCUUUAUAACAUGCUCGGAAGUUUCCUACGCCUUGAAUAUUAUGUACAGAGCGGUGCAGAAAACGGGUUUUCCCGAAGAAUAUCGAGCCUUAAUCAAGGGUGAAACUAUCAGAACAACUAGCAAUUUGCUAUCGUUGUCACCUUUCAUAGACACCGACGGUCUGAUUCGUGUGGGCGGUAGAUUAAAAAAUGCACAGCUAUCAUUUGACACCUGUCACCCGAUAUUGCUUCCGCGGAACCAUACAUUAACAAGGCUCAUCAUACUAAGAGAGCACGAGCGCAAUGCUCAUGCUGGGUUACAGGCAACUAUGGCUGCCGUAAGGCAACGUGUUUGGCCCUUGUCCCUGCGGUCGGUCACCCGCAAAACUUUGCAGAAUUGCGUCACAUGUUUUAAAAUUAAACCGACUAGCUCAGAAGCGAUAAUGGGCGCAUUACCUGCGGGGCGUAUAACAGUUUCCAGGCCAUUUCAUCAUUGCGGAAUAGACUAUGCCGGACCGUUACUAAUACGCGAAGGUAAACGUCGUAACGCUCGGCACAGCAAGGCUUACGUUGCAGUUUUUGUUUGUUUUGCCACCAAGGCGGUUCAUAUUGAACUUGUGAGCGACCUUACUUCUGACGCCUUUAUCGCGGCACUCAAACAUUUCGUUUCGCGCAGGGGCAAACCCAUGGCCAUUUAUUCGGACAAUGGGACCAACUUCGUAGGCGCCCAGAGACAGUUGCGGGAGUUCUAUGAGUCACUAAGUCGUGAUAGCGUGCAAACCGAUAUCAACAAUUUUUUACGCAAUCAGGGAACCUCAUGGAACUUCAUUCCACCAAACGCUCCUCACUUUGGGGGGCUAUGGGAGGCGGCUGUAAAAUCAGCAAAAUAUCACCUGUACCGAAUCAUUGGGAGGGCACAUUUAACUUUCGAGGAGUUACAAACCGUUUUAUGCGAAGUUGAGGCAAUUCUGAAUUCGAGACCCCUCACACAAUUAAGCUCGGAUCCGAACGAUCUAACGUAUCUUACUCCCGGGCACUUUUUGGUUGGCACUCUCUUGAAUGGUUUCCCUUCUAGCGAUUUAUGCGAUGUCAAUGAAAAUCGCCUAGUGCGAUGGCAGCGCGUCGAGCAGCUAAGGCAGCACUUCUGGCGCAGAUGGAGCACGGAAUAUCUGCAUUCUCUGCAGGAGCGUCACAAGUGGAAAAUCAACAAGGGCCGACAAUUGAAACAGGAUCAGCUGGUGCUCCUAAAGCAGCAAGGUCUGGCACCGUUGAACUGGAUGCUUGGACGCGUGGAACAAGUGCACAAUGACUCUGACGGCAAUGCUCGAUCCGCUACCGUGAAAACGUCAAAUGGUGUUUUAGUUAGACCACUGUCCAAAAUAUCAAUAUUGCCAAUAGACUCUUAA